This is a messenger RNA of Henningerozyma blattae CBS 6284, 279 nucleotides long. RefSeq names its product Isd11p (gene ISD11). The record is from RefSeq and is a predicted model, not a curated record. Gene Ontology annotation, cellular component: L-cysteine desulfurase complex; mitochondrion. The transcript has a single exon. Gene Ontology annotation, biological process: iron-sulfur cluster assembly. Bases 1 to 279 code for a protein of 92 amino acids. Lineage: Eukaryota; Fungi; Ascomycota; Saccharomycetes; Saccharomycetales; Saccharomycetaceae.
AUGCCAGCACCUUCAAGAUUACAAGUACUAUCCCUAUAUAAACAAUUAAUUAAGAAUGCAAACCAUUUCAGUGACUAUAACUUCAGAAAUUAUUUCCUCCGCAGAACAAGAGACACCUUUAAAGCAAAUAAAUCACUACAGGAUCAAGCCAAAUUAGAGAAUUUUUAUAAGCAAGGAAUCAAUGAUCUAGGUGUAUUGAAGAGACAGAGCAUCGUUUCUCAAUUAUAUACAUUUGAUAAGUUAGUUGUGGAACCAAUAGACAAGCCAACUGGAACCUAG